This is a messenger RNA of Arabidopsis thaliana (thale cress), 588 nucleotides long. Its product is annotated as CCCH-type zinc fingerfamily protein with RNA-binding domain-containing protein. The record is from RefSeq and is marked reviewed. The transcript has 2 exons. The coding region runs from base 1 to 582 and encodes 193 amino acids. Gene Ontology annotation, molecular function: RNA binding; nucleic acid binding; metal ion binding. Lineage: Eukaryota; Viridiplantae; Streptophyta; Magnoliopsida; Brassicales; Brassicaceae.
AUGGCCCAAAUUGAGGAUAAAAGUAGGAAACUAGACUGCAUACCAAUUUGUCCUUUAUUCGACGCUGGUCGCCAGUGUACAAGAGGUACCAUGUGUCUAUACCGCCAUGAGAUCAACAGAGGCUUAGAUUGUCAUGGUCGUUCUGGGUUAGAAAACCCAUUUGUACUCGAGGUGCUUGCAAGAGCUUGUAACACGGGCCCUUUGAAACCACCAGAGGAUCAAAGUAUUAAAACUCUUUACAUCCGUAGACUUAUUAACUCCAGUGUCCUCGAGCAGGACAUCCGAGACCAUUUCUGCCCCUAUGGUGAAAUCGAAUCUAUUGUUAUCUUCCCCCACCGAGGAGGAGGCACCUGUGCCUUCCUCACUUACACUACCCGUCUAGCUGCUGAGAAGGCCAUGCUUGAGCUCUCCUCCUGGACUGACAUCAAAGGCCAGAGGGUUAAACUCUUGUGGGGACCUACUGAAAAAUGGCAGCACAAAAUGACUGGUGCUGCCAUUUCUUCAACCCAAGAGGUUGGUUCUUCUAGCUCCAAUACUGCUGACUUGGUAACUAAAUUAGUACAUUCUCUAGAAAAGCUUUAAUUAAAC